Molecule: messenger RNA, 3241 nt
Organism: Closterium sp. NIES-67
Lineage: Eukaryota; Viridiplantae; Streptophyta; Zygnematophyceae; Desmidiales; Closteriaceae
Source: the annotation of a GenBank genome assembly
UAGGGCGUGUUUUACAGUUAGUUGGGAAAAACCAGGUUUUGUGUCGUGAGGGUGCGGGAAUUGCAACACUCGCAGGCGAUUUCACUGGUGCCUACAGCUCGCCGGGCAAUCAGUAGUUUUAGUCCCAACCAACUGUUUUACAGUUGGUAAACUUGGGUCCCUGGCUAUAAGACUUCCGAGGAGCCGAGGCUUCCGGUUUGUCCCGGUUUCUAGCGACUUGGGAGCUCGAGCUCCCGACUCGGUUUUCCGUAGUAGGAAGACGUUCUAGAGCCGCUGGCAAGUAAGCCCUCGACAAUAGCAAUAAUGGGUCUGCUCUUUCGGUCGUCACGGGCGGAAAGGGUCGUGCGAGCGGGACUGACAGCGGGACUACGACGAGCUUGGAGUCCCGCGCUUGGGAGCUCCGCCGUUCGAGAUUCCAGUCAAAUUCACGGCAGGAGGGACGCUGACGUGACCAAUGUUCCAUCUGACGUGGCGAGGUCGCGCGCUGACGUGUCAGGAAGACGGUUCUACAGCAGCAGCAGCCUGGCGAGCCUGCUUGCUCCUCGUGCUCCCCCGCUUACCCUCGAUACAAUAAACCCGCGGGUGCGGGAGUGCGAGUACGCAGUUCGCGGGGAGAUAGUCGCAAGAGCGCUGGCACUCGAGUCUCAGCUAACCGUGAAGCCGGGGUCACUGCCAUUUGAUGAGAUCAUCUACUGCAACAUUGGCAACCCCCAAGCUCUCGGACAGCCACCCAUAACCUUUUACAGAGAAGUGCUCUCUCUCUGCGACCACCCCGCUCUCAUGGACCUCAAGAACCCUGACGGCAGUUCCCCCUUCAGCUCCACGGCUCUGCACCGAGCCAAGCAGAUUCUGGAUUCGAUUCCGUUCUCUGCCACGGGCGCCUACAGCCACAGCCAGGGGCUGCUGCUGUGCCGGCAGCUCGUGGCGGAGGGGAUUGCGAGGAGGGACGGCCAUGCUGCCUCUGCGGAUGACAUCUUCCUCACUGAUGGGGCCAGCCCAGCUGUGCAAAUGGUUCUCAAGCUUCUCGUGCGCAGCAAGGAGGAUGGCGUGCUCUGUCCCAUCCCGCAGUAUCCCCUCUACUCUGCCUCGCUAGCACUCAACGGCGCCACACUCGUGCCCUACUAUCUGGACGAGGGGCGAGGUGGAGGCUGAACCCUGCGGAUCUGCAGAGAGUGGUUGAGAAGGCAGGGGAGGAGGGCGUGUGUGUGCGGGCGCUGUGUGUGAUCAACCCAGGCAACCCCACCGGGCAGGUCCUGGAGGAAGCGGAUCAGCAGGCCAUAGUGCGCUUCUGCGUUGACAAGGGAUUGGUUCUUAUCGCGGAUGAAGUGUACCAGGAGAACGUGUAUGCGCCCGACCGCAAGUUCCUGUCGUUUAAGAAGGUUGCGCGGGACAUGGGCGUCACUGCCAGCGACCUCGCUCUCAUCUCCUGCCACUCCUCCUCCAAAGGUUUCUAUGGCGAGUGUGGCAGGAGAGGCGGCUACAUGGAGGUAACAGGUUUGCCGUCUGAAGUGCGGGAGGCCAUGUACAAGGUGGCGUCGGUGAACCUUUGCUCCAACGUGCCAGGGCAGAUACUCAUGGCGCUCAUUGCCAUGCCGCCCCAGGAAGGGGACGAUGCAUUCCCUGUCUUCACUGCUGAGAGAGAUGCCAUCCUCUCCUCACUCGCCCGUCGUGCCAAGCUGCUCGUUGAUGUGCUUAACUCCCUCGAAGGCAUCACCUGCAAUCCCUCCGAGGGGGCCAUGUACGCCUUCCCCAGACUGCACCUCCCCCCACGAGCAGUGGAAGCAGCAGCAGCAGUGGGCAUGCCAGCAGACACCUUCUACGCCCGCCGGUUGCUGGAUGCCACAGGGAUUGUCGUGGUCCCAGGGUCAGGUUUCGGGCAAGAGCCAGGGACGUGGCACGUGCGGUUUACGAUUUUGCCGCCCGAGGAUAAAAUCUCGGGGAUGAUGGAGCGGUUUGCGGAGUUCCAUGGUAGAUUCAUGCGGGAGUUCACUAUUUGAAGGAGACUCAUAUGGUGAAGGUGUUGUCCGCAUAGUGCAGUACCCCUUUCCCAAGCUAGUUAUCUUGUUUUUUUCUCAGCAAGCUUAUGCUAGUACAUGAUCCUUAGGCCCCCCUCUCCUCCGUGGUGUUUCGUAUCAUCCAUUUAGGACGUCAGUGCCCCUUUUUUCAUUACUGAAAUCUUUGUCCAUGGGAUCAGUGACUUAAAUGGCAAUGCCCCUCUUAGUUGCGUUUUGUUCCAAAUGUGUAAGUUAAUAUGAAAGAAAAUUGUAACGAGGACAGAUAUUUCUUCGCGCCACUCUCCGCCACGUGACGGGGAUGUGGAAAAUGAACACCCCACUCCAGCGGGCUAGAUAGUUGUCAGCAGUGCGUCGUCUCUUGUUUAAGUCUAGUCAGCGGCAUCGCCUCGUCUUUAGUCGUCUCUUCGCAUGGUUUUAUCUCGUCCAAUACUCCUCUCCAGAGCCGCUUUGUGACGCUCUGCCAGCUCUGACAUUGCAGUUGCGGCCUGACGCUAAUUGUCAUGGCUUGCUGCCAGAUUCGCUGGGAUCCACGAUCUCCUGCUCUCGGCUUUCUGAGGACGGCGCGAGGGAUGCGACAGACGGAAGUAGUACUGUUACCGCUCGCUAAGCGUUAUAGAAAGGGCGAGCGGAUUCGGAGGUCAGGAAGAUGUUACGCCUCGUCGGACGACUCGUCGGACGAGUGGAGUUUCGCACGAUCCGACGAGUCUGACCGGUCCAAGGAAUUCGCGGCAAGACUCGAGCAAGCCUGGAGCAUACGAAAGAACCAGGGCCCUGUGGCAUGCGAGGAGUGCAUGGCGCAGGGCUGUAUUGAGUGCAACUGGUGCCGUGGGACGGGCUACUUCAUUGUGGGAGACAACAUGCUGUGCUCUGUAUCUUCACGGAGCAACACAUGUGUUAUCUGCGGAGGCAAGGGUACUGUCCGUUGCCUUGACUGUGCCGGUACUGGUUUCAGAGCUCGUUGGCUCAAAAGGCCUACACCUGGAAAACAACCAUCAGGUUGAGCUAAAAUCUUGCCCUUUUCCUUACCAAGUGGUUGUGGGAGUCCGCUGCAGACCGGCGCAUCAAUUUCAUGGCUUAGAUUGAUUUAGAGGGGCCUGAGAAUAUUCUUGGCCCCAAAUUAUUGUUGCCACAGGUUGGCACAAUGUGUAAAUAGAUGUUGUAGAUAAGUAGAGUUUGAUGUUUUGUUGUGUAAUAGUUUCCUUUUGUAUCAACAAGUGAACAAAUCU